Molecule: messenger RNA, 2815 nt
Organism: Cottoperca gobio
Lineage: Eukaryota; Metazoa; Chordata; Actinopteri; Perciformes; Bovichtidae
Gene: dnajc21
Product: DnaJ heat shock protein family (Hsp40) member C21
Exons: 12
Coding region: 322-1956 (544 amino acids)
Cellular component (GO): cytoplasm
Molecular function (GO): zinc ion binding; nucleic acid binding
Source: RefSeq, a predicted model, not a curated record
UUCAAAUCUGUUGAUAUUCUAAAGUAAAGAAAAGCAACUCUCGCGGGAUUUAGCGGCAACAUACAGUACAGAUUAUGUUUUCAACAACCGGUUAAGCAGUGAUAAAAACAUUGUAUAUUUUAAUAUGUAAGGCCAAAACCUUACAAUAUUAUCGAUAUCACCUGAGAAGUCUGGAUUUUUAAGAGAUUAGUUAGAGAUACUGCUCGGUUGCUAGCAUGCCGCAGUUAGCAUAGCUACAUGCUAAAGUUAGCUUCGUCUUGGACAACGUGAACAUCUGAAUAUUUAUUCUACAGUAAAGUGUGUCUUUAUAGUUAACUAACAAUGAAGUGUCAUUAUGAAAUAUUGGGUGUGAAACGAGAUGCAGGAGACGAUGAUUUGAAGAAGGCGUAUCGUAAAUUAGCUUUGAAAUGGCAUCCAGAUAAAAACUUGGACAAUUCUGAGGAUGCGGCGGAGCAUUUCAAGCUGAUUCAGGCAGCUUAUGAUGUCCUGAGUGAUCCGCAGGAGAGAGCUUGGUAUGACAAUCACAGGGAUGCUCUUAUGAAAGGAGGAAUCAGUGGGGAUUAUGAAGAUGACAGCAUUGAUCUGCUGCAGUACUUCACGGUCACUUGCUACUCUGGCUACGGAGAUGACGAGAAGGGCUUUUACAUAGUGUACAGGAAUCUCUUUGAGUCCAUUGUUAAGGAGGAGAUGGAGCAGGCCAAGGUGGAAGUUGAGGACGACGAGGAGGAGUUUCCUCCAUUUGGAGACUCUGAUAGUGACUAUGACACCGUAGUGCACAUGUUUUAUGGCUACUGGCAGAGCUUCUGCACUCGUAAAAACUUUGCCUGGAAGGAGGAGUUCGAUACGAGGCAGGCCUCCAACCGCUGGGAGAAAAGGGCCAUGGAGAAGGAGAACAAGAAGACCAGAGACAAGUCUCGAAAGGAGCGCAACGAGCUUGUGCGCCAACUUGUGGCUUUUGUUCGCAAGCGUGACCGGCGCGUGCAGGCCCACAGGAAGCUGGUGGAAGAGCAGAACGCUGAGAAGAUCAAGAAGGUGGAGGAGCAGAGGCGGAAGCAAAAGCUUAGCCAGGCCAAACUGGCAGAGGAGUACAAGGAGCAGAGCUGGGCGGCCAUGUCUGAACUUGAGAAGGAGCUGCAGCAGAUAGAGGCUCAGUACGGAAAGGAGUUUGGAGAUGUAUCAGAAAGUGAGGAAGAAGAGCUGGAUAGGGACUCACGGGAGAAGAACAGUGAAGAAGGAGGAGAGCAGCCUGAUGGAGACGAACUAACUGAUUAUUAUGAUGAUCUGUACUGCCCGGCCUGUGACAAAUCCUUCAAAUCAGAUAAAGCCAUGAAAAACCAUGAAAAAUCCAAAAAGCACCGGGAGAUGGUGGCGUUGCUACGGAAACAGCUGGAGGAAGAAGAGGAUUUGCUUGGUUUGAAGGUGAACGGAAAGGAGGGAAGAGCGGAGGAAAAUAAACAGGAAGACGAGGGGGAGGAGGAAGAAGAAGAAGAGGAGGAGGAGGAGGAGGAAGACAAGCCAAGGCAAAAGCUGUCCAAAAAGCAAAAGAGGAAAAAGAAACAGCAGAAAGUAGCACAGCAGAGUGCUCCUGAGGAAGAGGAAGAGAAACCAACACCGACCGCCAGCGAGGAAGAAGUCCCCGAGAAGUCAGAGAACCCUACAGAGCCUGAGAAGCAGGACGUUACCCCUCCCACAGAAGUCAAGAGCAGCUCUGGGAAGACGAAAGGAAAGAAGGCAGGGGGAAAGGACAAACCCAAGAAUGUCAAGUCUACUACAGCAGAAGAAGAGUGUCCUGAGAAGGAAAUAAACCUCCACUGUGUGAUCUGCAACACGGAGUUCCCCACAAGAAACAAGUUGUUUGACCAUCUGAAGACCAGCGGUCACUCCAUCGCGCUCUCCUCAAACGCUCCUCCCAGUGCAAUGAACAAGAGCAAAAAAGACAAGAAGAAGAACAGAUAGCAGAUAUUCAUCUGGGCAGAUAAUGCUGAAAGUGGUUGGCUGCGGUCGAAUAGUCAACAUAAUUAUGUCCUAUGUUUCGCACCUUGACCUCGAUGGAAAACGUCAUGAGGUCAAGGAAAGAUGUGAAGGAGAAUUUAGGAAAAGACAACUACGGUGCUAAGAGAAUCCGACUGCACUUACACUAGACUACGUAAUUAUACAACAGCAGAUGUUAUUGAAGUGGGUCUGCCGUGGUGCUUUAAAUGUUGCUACCGCAAGGAAUUGUGGGAAUGCAUUAUGGUCCGGUGUACACUAUGCAAAAGGAGAUGAGAAAGGAAGCAUUAAAGCAGCUUUCCUGAGCAUUUAGAGAAUUCGACCAGCUCUUAUCAUGGCUGCCAUUUAGAUACAUCCAGGUCAUUUCACUCAGUUAGGAUCCUCCCUAAGCAAAAAGGACUAUUCAACCGCAGCCAUUGACUCAGCAGGGAUAAAGGAAACUCUGACAAGUCUCUCUGAAGGAAGAUAAACUAAAAGAAGCCUUUGAAAGUGGACUUUUAAUGGACUGGUUGGCUGAAUUUUUCUUUAAUUACAUAAAGAUCUUGUUCAGUGAGACAGUUAUGUGUGUGUGAGUGAUUGAGACUGCUGUAUAUUGAAUUAUUGAAACUUUGUCAGUACCUUUCCCAGUAAUUUAUGAACGCCUCUGAACUGAUGAACCAGUAGAGAAAAACCUGUUAUUAUUAAAUCCUUUACCGUUUUGGGAAUAAUCUCUCUUGGUUGGUCAUGACGAGCUCUGUAGUGGUAUUACUGCAUCAUACAAAUAAAGUGCUGCAUGUUGGUAUUUAUACAACAACUCUGGAAUGAUUUGCAUUAUUGCCUCUACUAA